Gregarina niphandrodes is the source of this 2100-nucleotide messenger RNA. RefSeq names its product pantothenate kinase. The transcript is spliced from 2 exons. Gene Ontology annotation, biological process: coenzyme A biosynthetic process. Lineage: Eukaryota; Apicomplexa; Conoidasida; Eugregarinorida; Gregarinidae. The record is from RefSeq and is a predicted model, not a curated record. The coding region runs from base 1 to 2100 and encodes 699 amino acids. Gene Ontology annotation, cellular component: nucleus; cytosol. Gene Ontology annotation, molecular function: pantothenate kinase activity; ATP binding.
AUGUCCGUCGUGUAUCCGUCGUGUGUCCGUGCUUGUCCUUUUUGUAUUUGUGCGUACCUAUACGGUUGUCUGGUGCUUCCCAACGAUAUACCGGCGUUUAUAUGCGUUCGUUUACACAUUGUCGUUCAGGGCAUCGAGUAUACGGGGUACUACGCGAAGAUAACCAAUCAGAAGUUUAUAACGCGAGUGUCUACGAUGGGUUCGGAGGCGAAGAAUUUUGAGCAGUUGUUGAAGACGCGAUUACAUGUAUACAACGAGGUGGAGCGGUUGGCGCUAGGGUACCCGACGCUGGAGGCGGAGGUGAUAAAGCGGAAAGAGUUACAGUGUGUGCGAGAGGCUCUGGAGUUCUUCAGUCAGCAUUUGGGUUCAUGUAUUUAUCGGUACGAGCAGACCACGAGGUUUAUUACAGACUCGUCAGGGUCGGGUCGGGAUGCGGCGAGCAGCGUCAAGUACGUCACACAACCAGCAGCGAACGGUUUCGAAUUGUACCCAUACCUAUUAGUGAAUAUGAAGGCGGGUGUAUCUUUCCACGAGGUCACGAAACAGGGGAUGCGUCGUGUGGGCGGUUCAACCAUCGGUCUUGCCACCUUCCUCGGUCUCAGUCAGCAAUUCUGCGGUGCCGGAACCAGCGCUUACGACUCCUUUCUACAAUCCGACCUUGGUGAUCAAACGACUGUGGACAUGCUCGUAUCUGAUAUUUACGGAGGCGAUUAUAGCACCAUCGGACUCUCCGGCAGCAUGGUUGCCAGCACCAUGGGCAAAAUGCAGCACAUCAAGCCGAAAAAACCACCUGCCGAACGCCGACCUUCCUCACCUAGCUCCGCCGUUAAACCGUUCCCCUCUUUCACUCUCGAGGGUGAAGGCAGCCCUCGCCUUCUACCCCUCAGCCGAGGCAGCUGCCACGCACCCAGUGACUUCUUCGAAGCCCUGCAUGUCUCCGCUGCCACGGAAACUAUUGAUGACCGGUUGCCCGGAAACACCUCUGGAACCACAUCCUCCGGAGUCGAACGCGCGACCAACCGGUUUCCGGAAGAACGAUUAUCUGGAGGACGAUUAUCUGGAGGACGAUUAUAUGGAGAACGGUUGCCGGAGGACCGGUUGCCGGAGGACCGGUUGCCGGAGGACCGGUUGCCGGAGGACCGGUUGCCGGAGGACCGGUUGCCGAUCGAGUUUACGGCCAACGUGGAGGGGAGCACGACGAGUGACCAGGCGGUGGUGGGGAGCGAGGUUGACGGUGAGAGUGAGCUGAGUUACUUAGUGAAUUGUUCGUCGGAUUUGGAGAGUCCGUCUCUGCAAUUACGUUCACCGUUUUCGGAAAGUUUUUCACCCGGCGCGAAACAACCCGCUGCCGUGAGCACCGCAUCGGUCGACGAUUGCGGCUACAGCGAGCCGCCACACCGUCCCGGCAGUCAUGUGGAUACACCUGUGCAUGACUACCUCGGGUCUGUCGACUGUGCCUCUAGCACACUGACGGAACGAGCGCACGCCGUGCAUCGGGGCAACCACUCCCACUUGGGGGGCGACCACCCGGAUUCGGGGGGAGAGCAAGACCGGGGUCUUGCUCACUUAGGAGAGUACCCCCAUUCCCACUCAGAACACUACCCCGCGGCGUGCAUCGACUUGCUGGACAGCGACCCGACCAAGGUGCCACCGCCGCGCCAGUUGGGGAAGGAGGUGGAAUUAGACGGCGUCAAAGUGGUAAGCAUUUUGGAGAGCGACAGCGCAGCGAGCUACGUGUUCACAAACCGGCUGGUGAACGAACGUGGAACUGUGGCACCUGCGGCAGACCGAAGACCUAAAGAGUGCGAGGCUGACCAAACGGUUCACAAGGCGGAUGUGUACAAGAGCUUGUUAUCCAUGACAAGUUUCAACGUUGCCCAACUCGCCUACCUAAACGCCCGUAUCCAUAACUGCAAACGCAUUGUCAUGAUCGGCUACUACGUGGACAUGCCCGAGACUCUCGCCGCCGUGCAACAUUGCAUCCAGUUCUGGUCACAGGGUGAGAUCCAGAUCUACUUCGUGCGGGUGGCCCCCUACCUCGGUGCAAUAGGCGCCGCAUUGAGCGAAGCCCGACGUCACGUGUCCGGCCAGACGGUCUGA